Molecule: messenger RNA, 1911 nt
Organism: Haemorhous mexicanus (house finch)
Lineage: Eukaryota; Metazoa; Chordata; Aves; Passeriformes; Fringillidae
Product: blue-sensitive opsin
Exons: 5
Coding region: 18-1106 (362 amino acids)
Biological process (GO): G protein-coupled receptor signaling pathway; phototransduction; visual perception
Cellular component (GO): photoreceptor outer segment; membrane
Molecular function (GO): G protein-coupled receptor activity
Source: RefSeq, a predicted model, not a curated record
UCCGCGGUGCCGCCGCCAUGCAGAAGUCGCGGGAGAUGCGGGACGAGCUCCCCGAGGAUUUCUACAUCCCCAUGAGCCUGGACACGCCCAACGUGACGGCGCUGAGCCCCUUCCUGGUACCCCAAACCCACCUGGGCAGCCCCGGCAUCUUCAAGGCCAUGGCGGCCUUCAUGUUCCUGCUGGUGGUGCUGGGCGUCCCCAUCAACGCGCUGACCGUGGUAUGCACGGCCAAGUACAAGAAGCUGAGGUCGCACCUGAACUACAUCCUGGUCAACCUGGCGGUGGCCAACCUGCUGGUGGUGUGCGUGGGCUCCACCACGGCCUUCUACAGCUUCUCCCAGAUGUACUUCGCCCUGGGGCCGCUGGCCUGCAAGAUCGAGGGGUUCACGGCCACGCUGGGCGGGAUGGUGUCCCUGUGGUCACUGGCCGUGGUGGCCUUCGAGCGGUUCCUGGUCAUCUGCAAGCCCCUGGGCAACUUCACCUUCCGGGGCAGCCACGCGGUGCUGGGCUGUGCCAUCACCUGGAUCUUCGGCCUCAUCGCCUCCGUGCCCCCCCUCUUCGGCUGGAGCAGGUACAUCCCCGAGGGGCUGCAGUGCUCGUGCGGCCCGGACUGGUACACGACGGACAACAAAUGGAACAACGAGUCCUACGUGAUUUUCCUCUUCUGCUUCUGCUUCGGCUUCCCCCUGAGCGUCAUCAUCUUCUCCUACGGGCGGCUGCUGCUCACCCUGCGAGCGGUGGCCAAGCAGCAGGAGCAGUCGGCCAGCACGCAGAAGGCGGAGCGCGAGGUGACCAAGAUGGUGGUGGUGAUGGUGCUGGGCUUCCUGGUGUGCUGGCUGCCCUACUGCUCCUUCGCGCUCUGGGUGGUGACACACCGGGGACACCCCUUCGACCUGGGGCUGGCCUCCAUCCCCUCCGUCUUCUCCAAGGCCUCCACCGUCUACAACCCCGUCAUCUACGUCUUCAUGAACAAGCAGUUCCGCUCCUGCAUGCUCAAGCUCGUGUUCUGCGGCCGGAGCCCCUUCGGGGACGACGACGACGUGUCCGGCUCGUCCCAGGCCACGCAGGUGUCCUCGGUGUCCUCCAGCCAGGUGUCCCCGGCGUAGGGCCCGGCCCCACGGCGGGGCUGCCCCACAGCAGGCUCAGCCCUAGAGUGAGCUCUGCCCCACAGCGGGCCCGACCCAGCCAGGGCUGCCCUACACCGGCCUUGGCCCUACACCAGGCUCAGCCCUAUAUGGAUCUCUGCCCCACACCGGGCUCUGCCCCACACUGGGCUCGGCCCUAUAUGGAUCUCUGCCCCACACUGGGCUCAGCCCCACAUUGGGCUCUGCCCUAUAUGGAUCUCUGCCCCACACCGGGCUCGGCCCCACACUGGGCUCGGCCCUGUAUGGGGCUCAGUCUCACAGUUCUGCCCUGUGGAGGGCUCGGCCCCAUAUCAGACUCAGCCCCAUAUUGGGCUCUGCCCCACAUCGGGCUUGGCCCUAUAUCGAGCUCUGCCCCACAUCGAGCUUGGCCCUAUAUUGAGCUCUGCCCCACACUGGGCUUUGCCCUAUAUGGAGCUCUGCCCCACACUGGGCUUGGCCCUAUAUCGAGCUCUGCCCCACAUUGGGCUUGGCCCUAUAUCGAGCUCUGCCCCACACCGAGCUUGGCCCUAUAUCGAGCUCUGCCCCACAUUGGGCUUGGCCCUAUAUCGAGCUCUGCCCCACAUCGGGCUUGGCCCUAUAUCGAGCUCUGCCCCACAUCGAGCUUGGCCCUAUAUCGAGCUCUGCCCCACACCGAGCUUGGCCCUAUAUGGAGCUCUGCCCCACACCAAGCUUGGCCCUAUAUCGAGCUCUGCCCCACACUGGGCUUUGCCCUAUAUCGAGCUCUGCCCCACACCAAGCUUGGCCCUAUAUCGAGCUCUGCCCCACA